GGUUAGGACGAAGUAUUAGAAUGAACAUAAAGAGACUGUAAACAACAAGGGUCAAUGAAAAAUAUGGAUUCAGUUUUAAAGAAAACUAAAUCUUCCUCUGCUCAAGAAUUUGUAAACAAUUUAUUAAAUGAAGGUGCAAAAUAUACUUGUGAUGACUUAUCGGAGGAUUUUCUUAAUCGUGAUGAUUUACCUUCAUUUUAUAAUGAGGAAAUAUUUAGAAGGGGUCAAAGAUUCUUCUACAAACAUGUAUUCGCAUUAUUAUUUUCCAAAAUCCUUGGGUUAAUAACUGUUUUGUCAGUGCCAUCAAUCCUGAAAGUAGUAAUUUUUACUAAGAUGUCAGGUACUGAGGUGACAGCUUACAAGAGGUACGCGGCAAAUAUUUUACACAUGAUGGUCUGGUAUGGUUCCGAUUUCAAACCUGGUUCCAAAUUGUGGAAGUCCAUUGCGAAUAUCAGAGAGCAACAUAAUUCGACAAGUAAUCGAAUCUGUUCGGCGGGGAUGAACAGAAUAACUCAAAAGGAUAUGGCUAUUGGCCAGUUCGCUUUUCUGGGGAUCUCUCUAUGUAGAAGUAAAACGCUGGGAAUCCAUAAGACUUCCAACCAAGAAUGGGAGGCAUUUAUCCACGUAUGGAGAGUUAUUGGAUAUCUAAUUGGCAUUGAAGAUAGGUUUAAUCUCUGCGAUGGGACCCUUGAAGAAGUUAGAGAAAGAUGCAAUAUUCUGAUGGUGCAAGUCUUCCGACCAAAUAUAGAGCAAAAGGAUGAAAAUUUCAUAAAAAUGUCACGUUACAUGGUCCACGGACUUUGGUGUAUAAACAUAUUGAUAAAAUUCGAGACGGUGAUGUAUUACUUGCAUAUACUAACGCAAAAUGAAAUUAGCAACAUGAAAUUGCAGUCGACAUGUUAUAAGUUGAAUUCAUCGCAAAAAUUUAAUUUAAAUUUGCUUAUAACAAUUGUGUACAUGCUCAGUUGGAAUUGGUUUAGGAUAUUCCUAAAUUAUUUCCAAAUUCUGUCAUUAUGGUUAAUGAAGGUCUUUCCAGUGUUAGCAGCUUACCAGUUUGGUUUAUCUAAUGCGCGAGUACGUAUUUUAUCCAAUAAUAAAACUAAUUAAAACGUGCCAUAACGUUGAGUUUUAAUAUCCAUUAAAUGUUA
Anoplophora glabripennis (Asian longhorned beetle) is the source of this 1148-nucleotide messenger RNA. RefSeq lists its product as uncharacterized. NCBI's taxonomy places the organism in Eukaryota, Metazoa, Arthropoda, Insecta, Coleoptera, Cerambycidae. The transcript is spliced from 5 exons. The record is from RefSeq and is a predicted model, not a curated record. The coding region runs from base 55 to 1107 and encodes 350 amino acids.